This is a messenger RNA of Cannabis sativa, 477 nucleotides long. RefSeq lists its product as uncharacterized. Bases 1 to 477 code for a protein of 158 amino acids. NCBI's taxonomy places the organism in Eukaryota, Viridiplantae, Streptophyta, Magnoliopsida, Rosales, Cannabaceae. The record is from RefSeq and is a predicted model, not a curated record. The transcript has 2 exons.
AUGUCUCCUUAUCGCCUAGUUUAUGGGAAGGCAUGUCAUCUUCCCGUGGAGUUGGAACACAAGGCAUUUUGGGCACUUAAGAAUCUGAAUUUUGAUCUUUCAGCUGCGGGAAAGGCUCGGAAAUUGCAAUUAAAUGAGUUAGAUGAGUUGCACUUGUUUGCCUAUGAAAAUGCCAAGUUGUACAAGGAAAAGAUGAAGAAGUGGCAUGAUAGUAGGAUCAAAGAGAGAGUUUUUGUGAAAAAUCAGCAAGUGUUGUUGUUCAACUCAAGAUUGAAGCUAUUUCUGGGAAAGCUUAAGUCCCGUUGGUCGGGUCCAUUUACGGUUAUGGAAGUGUAUCCUUUCGGGACUGUUGUAGUGAAAGAUGAAAAGUCCGGAAGAGAAUUCAAAGUCAAUGGACAACGACUGGAACAUUAUUGGGCAGAAGAGAUGAAGAAGGUUGUGGAAGUGAAGGAAUUUUCAAUUGGGCAAAAGAAUUAA